GUAAGUGCGCGCGCCUCCUGGUGCAAACGAAAGAGCCGGAGGAGCAGAGAACCCGCUGCACUGUUAACGGUUUGUCUCCACGUUAUUAAUAAACCCCCGGGAACAAAAACACAGCACCAUGUCUGAGGAGAAGCCAAAGGAAGGUGUCAAGACGGAGAAUGACCACAUCAACCUGAAGGUGGCUGGGCAGGAUGGCUCGGUAGUACAGUUCAAAAUCAAAAGGCAUACUCCACUCAGCAAAUUAAUGAAGGCAUACUGCGAAAGACAGGGACUGUCAAUUCGUCAGAUACGGUUUAGGUUUGAUGGACAGCCGAUUAAUGAAGCAGACACACCUGCACAGCUGGAGAUGGAGGAUGAGGACACUAUUGAUGUAUUCCAACAACAGACAGGGGGAGUGUGUUCUUAAACGGGGUGUGGACUCUACUCUUGGAAGAACAUCCACAUUAUUAUUUUCAUGUUGUAUUUGUUUAAUUCUAUUUUUACCUUCUUUUUUCCCCCCUCAAUGUGCUUGGCUGAAUGUCAGGCUGUCCACAACACAAUAGUAGGUAGAGUUUUUUUUCAUUUGGGGCCUAACCUUGAGAUGCAGGGUAAUUUCUUUUUGUAACAUGUGUUUUAGUCACAUAAAUGCAUGAUUUGAAAUUGUCCAAGGCAGGGACACGUCUCAGAUCAGAUAGGGCUCCCAAUGUAAAAAAAAAUCCUUCUUAUCUUUUGAUGUUGAGAUGACCUCCUGCAUGUCUCAUAAAACCAUAAGCUGAACUACAUGCCAAAACCUUUUUUUCUUUUGUUUCAGUUUUCCAUAUUGUUGUAAGCAUUCAAAUUCAGGUUACACUUGACUGUUUGUAAUUCAUGUACUUGAUAAAAUUUCUAUGGGGGAAAACUGCUGGAUGGCAGACUGGGGUUCCUCUCCAUAGAUGGAAAUGGAUGUUAUGACAUGUUUCUCAUGUAACACAUUUUUAGUAGUCUUUUCUUUUUUUCUAAGAAAUAUUAAAAAUAAUUUGAUGUAUCCAUGCCCGAUUAUUUUGCAAAUACCUGCUUGGAAAACUGUGUUUAUGCCGGGAAAGGUCCAUGUGGAUGGUUUACCUCAAUACUGUCACCUUCAACACAGAUUUGACUCAACGGUAAAUAAAGUACAGUAAUCUUUCUGGACCAAAAAGCUACAAGAAUAGUGUUCUUUUAUAAAAGGGUUUGGUUAAUUUAAUAAAGGACUAUAUGUAAUGGGUUACUGUGACUGUGGUCUUAGUUGUUACACAGCUGGAGAGCAAGUCAGUAUAUUCAUUUCUUUCCACUAUUUCAUGAACUGUGGAAUAAAAUUACAACUUCACUCGGCCUGAAAUGGAGUGCAUCAUCUACAGUUUAUUAUAGAAUUCAGUCAGUAUGAAACAUUUAACUGACACGUGUGUCAUUACUUUGAAACAUUUGUCCAACACAUAGACAAAUAUCACCUUUGCAUACUCAUUUGGUUUGACUUGUGUUGGUGGAAGUCUGAAGAAUUCAACUUUGAUAUUUGUUAGAUUUGAACGUCUGCAUACAUCUUACUUUUUAUUCUUAUGUUAUCUUUGUCUCAAUACUGAACUCAAUAAAUUUAGU
Messenger RNA from Notolabrus celidotus (New Zealand spotty), 1587 nucleotides. It is a transcript of the gene sumo3b, whose product is annotated as small ubiquitin like modifier 3b. The transcript is spliced from 4 exons. NCBI's taxonomy places the organism in Eukaryota, Metazoa, Chordata, Actinopteri, Labriformes, Labridae. Gene Ontology annotation, biological process: protein sumoylation. The record is from RefSeq and is a predicted model, not a curated record. Gene Ontology annotation, cellular component: nucleus. Gene Ontology annotation, molecular function: protein tag activity; ubiquitin-like protein ligase binding. The coding region runs from base 119 to 406 and encodes 95 amino acids.